GAGCCAACGGUCAUUUUUCUCGGCACUUCCAAAUAUCCGAGUUCUCCCCUUUCCCAUAUUCUUUUGUUGGAUAUGCCAUGAAUUUGGGUUAAAAUUCAAGUGAUUCUGGUUUGUAUGGAGCUUUUCCUUCAUACAACCCUUUUCUCCAAACUAUCUGUAGGCCCUUCUUCUCUCUACCCUAACACUCUUGCCUUCAAUGGCAGUGUUACUCGUCGCAGAUUAUUUUCAAAAAACCCUAAAGGUUUCUCGACUCCACUUCGGAUUUCAUUGAGUUCUGAGCAUGAUUUGAAAUCAAAUGAUCAUCAUCUCACUCAGGAGUCUCGGGUGGAUGCUGAGAUUUUAAGUGGAGGAGAAUCCAACUGCAUCGAGGUGAUUGGAAUUGGUAGCAGAAAGGAUGCGGUUCUGGAUUUUUGUGUGGAAUCGCCUCUCCAAUCGCUGACUUCGUUGAGGUUUUGGAAUAUCCAGUCAACAGAUUCAGGGGAGGUGCAACUGUUACAGAAAUCUCGUGCACAAGAUGUGGUUUCGAGGAACUUGGAAGGUCCUGUGUCGCAGCUAUCAUCUUCUCAAGCCGUUGUCCUUGUGGCUAGUGCUGGAUAUGGCCUCGAUCACAUUAAAGCAAUUGAGCUUCUUAGAGAAAUAAAAUCAGCAAAUGGGUUUUCUGUUGGCAUUAUUCUGAAGCCUUUCAGUUUUGAAGGACGCAGACGUCAAGAUGAGGUCAAUGACUUGGUUAACAAACUCUGGGAGAAUACAAACUUCUGUAUUGAAGUGGAUACUGAUGCACUCUUAAAAAGGGAAAUGGUCACUCUGGCUGAAGCUCUAAAGAGUGCAAAUAAUGCAGUUCUGCUGGGCUUGAAUACAAUCUCCGUUCUUAUGUCUGACUUGCACAAUAAGUUUCUCGAUCAACCAAACAGUAAAAUGAAGGAACUCAAAGUUCUAGAAGUAGUAGAACUUUUGAGCAGUUGUGGAAAAGCAAAAGUUGGAUUCGGAGUGGGUAAGAGUAUGAAAUCAUCAAUUGCACGAGCUGUCUUUGAUUGCCCUUUUCUUGGUGAUGGCAUGAAGGAAAAUGACAUGGUUGUCUGCACUGUAGCAAGUUGUGAUGUUAAGGAGCAUAGUGAUGUACGCGAGUUCUUGCAAACAUUUCGUCAAACAACUGGAUUCAAAAAGGAGAUCAUACUUUCCAUGUUUUAUGAACCUAAUCUGGAGAAAAACCUGGUAGUAACAACAGUCAUUGCUCUAGGCUGCAAUGAACAAGGUACAUCCCGGAAACAGGGUUUUUUAUCCAGACUUGCUCUGCGUUUUCCUUUUGUGUUCUCCCUCCUGGGAAGAGGCCAACCUGAUACAGAGAUAGUAACUGUCAACUCAAAUAGUAAUGAAGCAUACCCUUCAGGGAUCAUUAGUUCUUCAGAUAGUAUGGAUAUGCGAAAUCUGGGUUCCUCUGAUGAUGUGGAUGAAAAUCUUGACUCGGAUUUUGAUGAACUGAGGACCCUAUCGGAAAGAAAUUAUGAAGAAACCAAUGAUUUAAGGCAAUUCUACGGUGAGGAUAAGAUAAGGGGGGGUAGAACUUCACAGGGAAAUAGCAACUCACAUUCUCAUGUUCAUGAUCAAUCCGCUGAAGAACAACCUGUUUUUCGAAGGGAACCACUCAUUAGCCGAAAUGUGGGACCGGAGUUCGAUGUUGAGCAAGUGCGGGCACAAAAAGGAGUUGUAUCUGGGACUGAUCCAGUACUCGGCAGACAAAUCUUUUUCUCUCUUCCAGUUGGUGUAAAGAAAGCUUCGAGUCAACGCUGGCAACAGUUUCCCAAGUCUCAACAGCCCUCAGAUCCAAGAGUUUUAGAUGAUAAUAGCGAAGUAUCACAGGGCACUACAGAUAUGCUUUCAUGGGAUGCACUGACUGAUGCUAGUCGUGAAGCAGUGAAGGAUGUCUAUGGUGCUGCAUCUACACUUUUAAAAGGAAAUGCUGCUGAUAUUCCUAGGAAGCAAGGAGUACUUUCUGUUCGUGCAUCAUCCAUGUUGGAAUCUGAACGCGACUCGGAGAAAAAAUGGAGUCGUACUACAGAGAUGCAAUAUAGAGGAGGAAUUUACAAGGGACGUUGCCAAGGAGGACUCCCAGAAGGAAAGGGUCGUCUAACACUUCCAGAUGGAAGCAUUUAUGAUGGCAUGUGGCGCUAUGGCAAGAGAUCUGGUUUAGGUGCAUUCUACUAUAGUAACGGGGAUGUGUACCAGGGAUCUUGGAGGGAUGACCUUAUGCAUGGAAGGGGCUGGUUUUAUUUUUGCACUGGGGACCGGUGGUUUGUGAACUUUUGGAAGGGGAAAGCAAAUGGGGAAGGACGAUUUUAUUCAAAAGGGGGUGAAAUCUUUUUUGGCAGUUUUCAAGAUGGCUGGCGACACGGAGAAAGCUUAUUUAUUGACGACGAAGGAAGAAGGUGGACUGAGAUCUGGGAUGAUGGUGUCCUUCUAAGUCGUGAACCACUGGACUCUGAAACGACUGCCAACUAAUACUUCAAUGUACAUGAAAGAAAUGAAGUAGGCUGUUCUUGUUGUAUGUAUAUAUUAUCUUCUGUCAAAUGAGGUUAUUUUUCUUCCGAGUUUAUUUCUAGAUCCCAUUAUCUUAUGAAUUUCGUUUUCAGUAGCAUUUUCCUCAUAUUCUUAUAUAUAUGCAAAUGAAAUGCUAUAACAGAGAAAUCUGAAAAAAGAGUCCACUCUUAAACCAAUUAGACAACACAUUCCACUUCAAAGUGUAACAUUUAAAGCAUUUAAAUUCGUAAUUGUUUUCUUGUCUUUCUUUUC
This is a messenger RNA of Papaver somniferum (opium poppy), 2787 nucleotides long. RefSeq names its product protein ACCUMULATION AND REPLICATION OF CHLOROPLASTS 3-like. The coding region runs from base 115 to 2496 and encodes 793 amino acids. NCBI's taxonomy places the organism in Eukaryota, Viridiplantae, Streptophyta, Magnoliopsida, Ranunculales, Papaveraceae. The transcript is spliced from 16 exons. Gene Ontology annotation, cellular component: cytosol; extrinsic component of plastid membrane; chloroplast outer membrane. Gene Ontology annotation, molecular function: GTP binding. Gene Ontology annotation, biological process: chloroplast fission. The record is from RefSeq and is a predicted model, not a curated record.